Closterium sp. NIES-67 is the source of this 2592-nucleotide messenger RNA. Lineage: Eukaryota; Viridiplantae; Streptophyta; Zygnematophyceae; Desmidiales; Closteriaceae. The record is from the annotation of a GenBank genome assembly.
GUUUUUCCACUACGUGCCUUCACCUUUUUUCUCUCCAUUCUUGCAACUCAGGCCCUUGCGCGCAUCAUCGCUCCACCCGCAUUCGCACCUGCGCGCUCGUCCGCGGGGUCUCGUGGCCAUGGCGUCGCCGCGGCCGGUGUGGCUGGACUGCGACCCAGGUCACGAUGACGCCAUGGCCAUCAUUCUUGCUGCCCACACCCCGUCCCUGCACCUGCUCGGCAUCAGCACUGUUCACGGCAACCAAUCAGUGCACAAGGUGACAACCAAUGCGAGGCGCGUGCUGCUGCUGUGCGCGCGGCCUGACAUCCCCGUGUACUGCGGCCAAGCCAGCCCCCUGAUGCGCGCCAGGCGGCACUGCGCCGAGAUUCAUGGGGAAUCCGGGCUGGAUGGGCCCGACUGGGGGGAGGCUCAGGGGGAGGCGCAGGGGGAGGCGCAGGGGAGGAGCAGGGGAGGCGCGGGGGAGAGGAAAGCGGGGAAGGGGAAGGAAGUGACUCAGAUGUACCGACACAUCCGACGGGCGUUCCUUGAGAGGCAAGCAGCGAUGAAGGGAAGCCAGCAGGAGUCAGGAAGGGAGAAACGAUGUUGCAGUAUGGAGAGGAGAGGCAAUGGGGCCGUGAACGAGGCAGCAGUGGGGAAUGGGCAUGCAGCAGAGGGCGGGAAGGUGUAUGAGGAUGCAGCUGGGGCAGGGAGAGUGGAUGCAGGCGGUGCUGUGAAGGAACCUCCAGCAAAGAGGAAGCGAGAGGCAGAAAGUGAUCUAGAGGCAGGGGUGACGGGAUGGAUGGCUGACACUGCUCAUGCUGCUGCUGCUGCCGCCGUUGGCAAUGUUGUUGGCGCUGCCACUGCUGCCUCAGGGGGGAAGGAGGAUGUGCGGGAAGGGAGGAAGGAGGAGGGGUGUGGGGGGGAAGAGGGAGAGGGUGGCUUUAGUGUGCACGGGCAGUCUCACCAACGCGGCUCUGCUGCUCACACUGCACCCCCGGGUCAAGACUAUGAUAGAGACCCUCCGUGGGAAGGAAGGAGGGAAGUGUCAUUCCCCGUUGUGCCAAACACAUCCACUGCCCGCCUUCUCCGCUCCCUCCUCUCUCCCUCGCCCUCGCCCCGUCCCUCGUCCAUGCCCGUCCCUCGUCCAUGCCCGUCCCUCGUCCAUGCCCGUCCCUCGUCCAUGCCCAUCCCUCGUCCAUGCCCUUCCCUCGUCCAUGCCCUUCCCUCGUCCAUGCCCUUCCCUCGCACGUCCUUUUUCCAUGCAUCAACGCCACGCACCUGUCGCACAUCGCUCAUCAACAUCCGUCAACAUGGGCAACGCACAAAGAUCGUCAUUAUGGGAGGUUGUCUCGGCCUCGGCAACACUGGCGCGGUAGUGGAGUUCAACAUCCAGUGCGACCCAGAGGCAGCAAGCAUAGUAUUUAACAGCGGGUGCCCCCUCACCAUGGUGCCGCUUGAGGUCACUCACACCGCCCUGCUCUUCCCGUCAGUCGCAGCUCGCAUCUCCUCCCCGCCCCCUCACUGCCCUCUCUGCUCACCCACCACCCAUCCUGCUCCUCCUCCUUCCGAAUCCUGCAAGGGAGGGAGAGGAGUCACUAGCGGAAUCGACCAUGCUGCUCCUCCCCAAUCCUGCAACGAAGGGGGUCGGGAGGCGAGCUUGCAGGAAGGGAGGGGAGUCACUGGCGGAACCACCCAUGCUGUUCCUGCUCCCCCGUCCAGCAAGCCCCCAUCGAUCUCCACUCCCACUACCGCUGCAGCCGAUGGCAAUUCUGCCCAACCCACUGCUCCUGCUGCCAGCAGUGGCACAUGCGUGGGCUGCGACACGGGGAGAAAGCUCCGGCAAACAGUCUCUGCCUUGAUGCAUUUCUUCGCCCGCACAUACCUCGACGUGUUUGGAUUCCAGCACCCCCCGCUGCACGACCCCUGUGCGGUCGCCUUUGUCAUCGCUCCCUCUCUCGUCAAGACGGAGCAUCUUCGAGUGGACAUUGAGACCAAGAGCGAGCUGUCAGCAGGCCAGACAGUGUGUGAUGUGUGGCGGCAGAGCGGCCGCCCACCCAAUGCACAUGUGGCUCGCAGUAUGGACGUGCGUGGCUUCUGGGACCUCAUGGUCGCUGCUGUUGACCGUGCUGCUGCUGCUGCUGCUGCUGCUGCUGCUGCUGCUGCUGCUGCUGCUGCUGCUGCUCAUGCCGCCCUUAGUCACUGAGUGAACAAAACAAGAGCCAUGUGGCUUGCAGCAUGCACGUGGAUGCCUGCUGGGACCCCAUGGUUGGAGCAAUGGACCGUCCUUGUGGCUGCAUAGUGCUGCUGCACAUGCUGCAGCUGCUGCUGCCCUUGUGGCUCGCAGCAUGCGUCUGGCAUGUGUAUGGCUUUUUUGAAGGAUUUAUGGCAGUUAAUCAUCUCGGUGCUAUCGACCCAGGCGCUGGGUCGGUAAUUGCCCAGCACUGUGAAUGUCGGGAGGCUGACCAACUCACAAUUCGGCAGGUGCUUCUUGAACCCACCAUUCUAGCAUCAUGUGUUUUGGGGUGCCCAGCAAGCAUGAGUUGGCUGCUUAGAUGUUUAUUGCAUGUACGGUACAAGGUAAACAUUAUGCAUCGAGAAUUCAUGCACAGCACC